This is a messenger RNA of Rhagoletis zephyria (snowberry fruit fly), 3030 nucleotides long. RefSeq names its product 27 kDa glycoprotein-like. NCBI's taxonomy places the organism in Eukaryota, Metazoa, Arthropoda, Insecta, Diptera, Tephritidae. The record is from RefSeq and is a predicted model, not a curated record.
AUCAUGCAUUUGUUCUCCGCUUUUUCUGUGUAUUCGCGACUUGGUUCAUUUCCAUUUGCCUAUAAGAAAAUUAUUUCCUAUCUUUCAGUACUCAAACCAAGUGUGCAUUAAUUAAAUUAACCAGACUAGCAGUCGCAACCAUAUUGCAAUCUAUUAUUUUACAGCAACUAAAACCUGAACCACAAUCACAUGCCAAAGUCGAGUGGCGCCACAAAGCGGCGAGAGAAGCUUUGUAUUUUCUUUUAACUCUUUGUUUCGGUUUGAAGCGGAAGCCGUCCCCGCGCAGUCGUCUAUGCACGGCCAUAAUUGCAAUUAUCAAGCAGCUCAAGUCGUGAAUCAGCUUUUCGUAGCAGUGAAACAUAUCAGUCUUUGUGUGUCCGCGAAAUGCAGUAGUUCAUGUUUCUUGUUUACUUAACUUGUACACCUAUUAAAUUAAACACGAGCCUUGUUUCAGAACUGAGGCUCAUUUGUUGGUCAACAAAAGCAAAGCAUUUAGUGCAAAAGUCGAAAAAAUUAAGAAAAAAACCUAGUGCCUUAGUAUUACUUGCGAGACUUUAUCAAAAUGAAACGGUCUUUGAUUGCCACAGUUUUGCUGUCGAUUGCAUUUUUCGCUGUUGGCGUCAACAAAGUAUAUGGUAGCCCUUCUGGUUCCGACAUCGACUUAAGCCAAAUAAAUGUUAAUGACCUGCAACAAAAACUGCCAGCAGAGUUGGCCAAUACGAAUCUUACUCUGGACGAUGCUAAAACUCUAGUCCGCGAUAAAUGCAUUGAAGUGGCUGGCAAAGAAAACGGCGAAGCAGCUUAUGCCGAAAUAGAAAACGCUGUAUCAACAUUAACAGAAUGCGCUACGAACAUAUUGAACUUCACUGCUAUUCAGGUUGAAAUUGAUGAGGCCAGUCCAAAGGGUGAACUGGAUGUGGUAUUUAACAAAUACUGCAACAAACAGCCUCAAGCUCUUGCUUGCUUUGAAGCAUUCAACAGCAAGUUAGCAGCAUGUUUGGAUAAUGAAGAAAAAGAGCAUCAGGAAGUGUUCAUGCGCAUCGUACGCAGUCUUUUAAGCUUUAUAUGUCACAAAGGAGGCGACCAGAUAGCGCUCUUCAUUGCUGAAAAGGGUCCGGAAUGUCUAGAUUCAAAGAAAGAUGACAUACAGAAUUGCGUCAAUAGCACUUUCGCAGGAUAUGUUCCCCAGAAUGGACUGAGUGGCAUAAAAACACUACCCAAAUUUGUGAUGGGUACUAAACAAUGUGAAGAAAUGGAGGAUUUAGAAAAUUGCAUUGUUGAGAAACUGGAAAAAUGUAGUGAAAUAACACCUGCUAAUAUUGUAGAAUCAAUGUUCAGAUUUAUUAAAAAUGAAACGAUCUGCCACAGUACUCCCCGCGUAGCAAAACAAUCAUCAUGGACCAGUGGUGUUAAUAGCGGUGUGAUGUUACAACAGUUAGGUGGUGUAUCAUGGAUGCUGGGCGCCAGUUUAUUCUACCAGCUAAUAAAACGUGUCCAAGCGUAGGCAUAUGGGGCAUCUUUAAAUUAAACUCAAGAAUAAAGCGGUGUACAAAAUGAACCCUAAAAUAUGUAGGUGAUUUCACUAUUUAAUCCCCUUCUGCAUAAAAAUGUCUUUUUUUGCACAGGUAAAGCGGAUGUAUUUAGAGCUAAAAAAAAUAUUGUAAACAGGGUACAUAUAUAUGUACAUUAGGGUGGUCCUUAAAUGUAGGAAGCAAAUUUUUACAUCAGAUUUCCUAAGCCUCAACGACUACAUCAAUGCUACCAUUGUUUAAUAUAUCUCAUAUAAAUUUUGGCCCCGAUUGGAGAUUCAAAAAAUUAAAAUUUAUUUUGUUUUUUCAUCUAAUACCCCUAAUCGAUACUACCGUAGACGAAUAUAUCGCAUAUAAAUUUUGGCCCCGAUUGAAGUUGGGUAAGGCGCGUCUAAACCGACUCCAACCGGGCCAAAAUUUACAUAUAUGUGAUGUCUUCGACUUUAAUAGUAUCGAUUUUGGGUAUUAAAUGAAAACAAUAUUUUUAAUUUCUUUAGUCCUUGGAGGCAUCUGGCCUAUGACCCCUUUGCGACACGCCUUAACCGACUCCAAUCGCGACCAAAAUUUAUAGUUGAUAUUUUCGACUAUGAUACUACCGAUUUUGGAUAUUAGAUGAGAACAAAAUUAAUUUUAAUUUUUUAGUCUCUAUAGAGGAAUCUGUACUUUUCCCUCUGAGCAACACGCCUUAAAUGUCUCCAAUCGGUACCAAAAUUUAUAUUUGAUAUCUGUGACCGUGGUAUUACCGAUUGAGGGGGUGAGACUGAAAAAAAUCGUUUAUUUGAUUUUCUACGGACCACCCUAAUGUACAUGUAUCAAAAAUGCACAGCAAAGAAACGUACGCAUUUUCGGUAUUAAACGAUAGUAAUUCUACAAGUACCCUGUAUUUCACUUUCCAUAAUUUUGCACGAAUUUAUAUUUCAAUUUAAUCAACCUUUAUAAGAGUAGUUCUGAUCCCGCUUUGCAAAUUUGCGCAAACAUAUUGCUAGUAAUAAAAAGUAAAAUGAUUCGGGAGUAGAGGUUAAUGUUGUUAUACAAAGCACAUCUUUAUUUUAUUCGAAUUUGAUUAUAAAAACUUAAAUAGAAUUGUUCCACUCCUAAAAAGCACCAUUAAAUUAUGUAAGGUCAGAACAAAAUAUAUUUUGUAUUGAAGCAAGAUAGAAGCGAUAACACAUCGUAAAUAUACAUGCUUAUAAAUAUAGUCGCAUUCAAAACAGAAUACUGGUACACUCAUGCGUAUGUACAUGCAUAUGCAUAUGGAUGUUAAAAUUGGGAUGCACAUACAUACCUAUGUAAGUACAUAUAUGUAUGUAAGUACAUAUAUGUAUGUAUGCAUACGGGUAUAUAUAGAUUACCAUAUGCUGUACAAAAAAUAAUCAGAACGUGUGUAUUUAUAACUAAGUAGAUGGUUUGUACUUUUAUUAGCGACUAAGUGUAAAGAGUAAUUAUUAGUAUUUCUGUAAUUGAAAUUGAUUUAUUUGAAUAAAGUGAAAUAAACUCUGUA